UUUUUUUUUUUUCCUUUUCUUUCAUACAUAUUAAAUGGACGAUUCAUUAUUAAUAAAGGCCAUCAUCACUACCUCCAUUCUUCUUAUUACAACGGUUAUUGGGAUUUUGCUUUAUACCAAAAAGCAAACCAAAAAUACCAUUUUAUUAUUAGGUACAAGUAAUGCAGGCAAGACAGCAAUGUACAUUUGGUUAAAAAGUGGAAAGAAACAUCCUACUGUGUCUUCUAUAAAAGAAAAUGAAGGUCAAAUUACUGUUAACAAAAAGACAUUUGAACUUAUUGAUAUACCUGGACACGAACGUGUUCGUUACCGAUAUACUGAUUUCUUACCUGUAACAAGAUCAAUUAUUUUUGUCAUUGAUAGUACCUCUAUCAGUCGACAGAUCAGGCCUGUGGCAGAAUAUUUAUAUGACAUAUUAGCAAAGCCUAUAGUACAAAAGCAGCGAAUACCUAUCUUGAUCGCUUGCAACAAGUCAGAUAUGAUUACUGCCUUACCUAUUGAAAAGAUCAAGACGUUGCUUGAACUUGAAAUUAAUCGUUUACGUAAUACGCGUACUGCACGAGUUGAACAGCAAGAAGAGGAUGAUGAACAAGAGGAGUUUUUAGGUUAUGAGGGUGAGGAUUUUAAACUAAAUCAUGUUGAUAAUAGAAUCGAUUUUGAAUCAUGUUCAGUUGAGAAUCAAGAUUUGGCUAAUAUCAAAGAUUGGAUUUUUCAAUAACAUUAUUAUUGUCCAUUUGUAUAAUUAAAAUAAACAUGUUAUAUUAAAUAUAGAUUCAUUGAUCUACUCUUUGGAGUUAGAAUCUUUUACAUUCAGAUUUAAAAUGAAACAUAUUUGUUCAUG
This is a messenger RNA of Cokeromyces recurvatus, 841 nucleotides long. Its product is annotated as signal recognition particle receptor beta subunit-domain-containing protein. Gene Ontology annotation, cellular component: Golgi apparatus. The record is from RefSeq and is a predicted model, not a curated record. Gene Ontology annotation, molecular function: GTP binding; GTPase activity. NCBI's taxonomy places the organism in Eukaryota, Fungi, Mucoromycota, Mucoromycetes, Mucorales, Mucoraceae. Gene Ontology annotation, biological process: intracellular protein transport; Golgi to plasma membrane protein transport; protein localization to organelle. The coding region runs from base 35 to 718 and encodes 227 amino acids. The transcript has 5 exons.